GUUGUAUUGUAUUGUUGUGUGUGUCAAUCUCAAACAAAAAGAUAUUUUGUUGUUCACUGAUCAGUGGUUUUUCAAGGUUACUAAUGCUAUAAAAAUAACGGUCUGUAAACUUAAUCAUACAAAACCUACAAAACGCAUUACAAAAAAGAAAAAACAGAAAGUCAAAAAGUAUCAUUAAGUUUAAAAAAAGCUUUAUAUUAUUGCUAAAUACCACGUGAAACAUGAAAUGUUGCAUGAAUUCUGUGGAACUUUAGCUAUCUAAUUACUUCCUAAAUCUGUGAGGACAAUUGUAUUCGUGGCGAAGAAGCAAUAAUGCAGUGCUGCGUGCCUUUAUGCGGAAAUAUAUCAGACAAUGUGUCAACAUCUGAGAAGACAGGAAUUACCUUUCAUGGGUCCCUUCGGUGCUGGUCCCCGCUGGAGUCACUCCAGCCAACCGAGCUCGCUCCAGAAGCUUAGUAGGCCACCCAGGUCGCCGAACGCCUCAUGGAGUGUUGCUGGGGAUCCAAUGUGUGCUGCGCGUUGUUCAGAUACACCUCUGCAUCUAAGCAUAACAUGUAUCGGGGUUUCCUCUUCCUCCAUGCAUGCUCUGCAAAGAGGGCUGUCGGUUAUACCUAGAACCGAAAGGUUACCCAGUGAAGGAAAUCUCCGCACUGCUUUGCUCAGAGCCCUCGGCGUACAAGACCAUCACCUGCCCGACACUGCUGUGGUCUGCUCCCAGCACUUCGUAGAUGAAAACUUUCUCAAUACAAACAGUAGUGUAAGGGAGAUUCACUCUAAUGCUGUUCCCUCAACAGUGCAGAUGUGCAUGAUAUGCCUGGACACUGACAGCAAGCUGUCCCUAAUGAGCAAACACAAGUUGGAGGAGGCAUACAAACAGCUAACUGGACUGUCUUUGUUUCAGUUGUGUCGUCGAGCAAACCUGAAGCAAACACUCUGUGUGCUGUGUGCUCAGAGAUUGAUUAACUUCAGUAGAUUUAGAGACUUGAGCUUGAGAGCCCAUUCACUGAUGACAGACUUAGUUGAACAAUGUAAAUUAAAUACUGUACAACACAAAGAAUUGAUGAACUGCACAACUGCACAUCUGAAGUGUAAUUUGACACAAACAACAUUAGAAGCUAACCAUUGCGACUUGUACAUAGAUCACACUGAUGAAGAGGAACUGACAGCAGCAGAGGAAUCUGUAGUGGGAGAUAUUGCAACAGUUGUGGUGAAGAAUGAAGGCAGUUCUGACUCCAUGUCGUGUGCUGAUAACUUGGAAUUGGCACAAGAAGAUGACAAUCACAAAGACAGUUCCAACAGUGGGUGUGCCUCUGAUGAUGAAUACUCUGACAGGAGCAUAGAAACAGGAAGUCUGAAGCUAAAUGAUGUCCCUCCCCCAACUGCAAACUGCGUUAAGCCUUUAGUCGCUCCACUGUUUGUGAGACUUUCUGCAAGUAACGAGAACAAAAUGCAGGCAACUGAAGAAUCAGGUGCUAUCCAGAAAAGUGAACAAAUCCUUGAAACUAACAUUGGCAAACUGGACAACCGAUCAUCUGAGAGCGGCACCAAACCCUACAUAGAUAUAAAUAGAUUCACAAAUUGUGUAGUCCAGUUAUGUGAUAUAUUCAAGAAACCCAACAAAGUUGUACUUGGUGAUAAUCAACGCGUGAGAACCCACACUGCUGGCAAACUUUACUCUUGUGAAAUGUGCACCUAUAAAUGUGCACUAAAAAGUGAUUUAUUACGGCAUAUUAAAAUCCAUACUGAUGAGAAGCCAUUUUCCUGGGAGUUAUGCAACUAUAAAUGUGCACAAAAAGGUGAUUUAAUACGGCAUAUUAAAACCCAUACUGGUGAGAAGCCAUUUUCCUGUGAGUUAUGCAACUAUAAAUGUGCACAAAGAGGUGAUUUAAUACGGCAUAUUAAAACCCAUACUGGUGAGAAGCCAUUUUCCUGUGAGUUAUGCAACUAUAAAUGUGCACAAAAAGGUGAUUUAUCACACCACAAGAAAACCCACACUGAUGAAAAGCCAUUUUCCUGUGAAUUAUGCAAUUACAAAUGUGCAUAUAAAAGUAGUUUAUUAAAGCAUAUUAAAACCCAUACGGGUGAUAAUCCACGCGUGAGAACCCAUACUGCUGACAAACUUUACUCUUGUGAAAUAUGCACCUAUAAAUGUGCAAAAAAAAGUGCUUUAUUAAAGCACAAGAUAACUCACACUGGUGAAAAGCCAUUUUCCUGUGACAUAUGCAAUUAUAAAUUUGCACGAAAAAGUGAUUUAAUACGGCAUAUUAAAACCCAUACUGGUGAGAAGCCAUUUUCCUGUGAGUUAUGCAACUAUAAAUGUGCAAAAAAAUGUUAUUUAUCAUACCACAAGAAAAUCCACACUGGUGAAAAGCCAUUUUCCUGUGAAAUAUGCAAUUUCAAAUGUGCACAUAAAAAUAGUUUAUUAAGACACAAGAAAACGCACACUGGUGAGAAGCCAUUUUCCUGUGAGAUAUGCAAUUACAAAUUUGCGCGAAAAUUUAAUUUAUUACAGCAUAUUAAAACCCAUACGGGUGAAAAGACAUUUUCCUGUGAGUUAUGCAGUUAUAAAUGUGCACGAAAAAGUCAUUUAUUACAGCAUUUUAAAACCCACACUGGUGUUUUCCUGUGAAAUAUUUAAAUAUAUACAACUCAAAGGUGACAGACUGACAUAGUGAUCUAUCAACGCAGAGCCCAAACCAUUGAACGGAUCGGGCCGAAAUUCCUCAUACAGGUAGAUGUUAUGACGUAGACAUCCGCUAAGAAAGGAUUUUGAUCAAUUCUACCCCCAAGGGAAUAAAAUAGGGGAUGAAAGUUUGUAUGAAACUUUGUCAAUUUUAAACCAAUCGGGCUGAGACUUUGCACGCAUAAAGAUGAUGCAUGUAAUUUUAAUGAAAUGAAACAUUGAUUCUAUAGACAUGAUAUAGGUAGGUAUGAUGACAGUUUUUUAAAUUGUAUAUAAAUUAAGAGUAUGCUAAUAGUAAAGCAAUUUUGUAAAAGUAACAGGGUAUGUGCGAUCAUUACUUUCGGAGCUACAGGGAUUUAAAGGGUCCGAUUUGCGGCGCUGCCGCGGAUCCCUGAAAAACGCCCCAUACAAAAUGGUACGAAUUAAUGACGUUGUAGGUCAUAAUGAUCGUUUGUAUGGGCGGUCAAACGAAAUUACUAAUAUCUUUGUUAUUUGUGCGUCUAUGUUUAUAGAUCAUAUAUUAAAAAAUGUCACAUUUAAUGUAAGGAAGCUAAAACUGUAUGAAUUGUCAUCUAAUUACGAUAAAUAAAUAAGUUAAUACAUUUUAAAAUUUUAUAA
Messenger RNA from Bicyclus anynana (squinting bush brown), 3301 nucleotides. Its product is annotated as zinc finger protein 250. Gene Ontology annotation, molecular function: DNA-binding transcription activator activity, RNA polymerase II-specific; RNA polymerase II cis-regulatory region sequence-specific DNA binding; zinc ion binding. The coding region runs from base 353 to 2629 and encodes 758 amino acids. The record is from RefSeq and is a predicted model, not a curated record. Gene Ontology annotation, biological process: regulation of transcription by RNA polymerase II. Gene Ontology annotation, cellular component: nucleus. The transcript is spliced from 7 exons. Lineage: Eukaryota; Metazoa; Arthropoda; Insecta; Lepidoptera; Nymphalidae.